Messenger RNA from Phialemonium atrogriseum, 2001 nucleotides. Its product is annotated as phospholipase D p2. The transcript has a single exon. Lineage: Eukaryota; Fungi; Ascomycota; Sordariomycetes; Cephalothecales; Cephalothecaceae. Bases 311 to 1813 code for a protein of 500 amino acids. The record is from RefSeq and is a predicted model, not a curated record. Gene Ontology annotation, molecular function: catalytic activity.
GGAGGAUCAGGAGCUUGGCCAGAAAAGGUUUAGCUUCGUUUCAGGGUGCUUGAAAUGAGGAAAACCCCUGCCGAUAUCUGGAAUUCGUCCCACAACCGGGAAAGAUUGGCGGCUGCAUGAGAACUUUACUGUGUAGCUUCCAUUGUUGAGCGCUAGAAGGAUGCUGCAGAGACGGCAAUCUGCGCGAUAACGAAGUCUACCGUGUCAUUUGCAAGUUAAUAUCUGGUUCUGUAAUUGGUGGUGGCGGCUGUGACGACUUCCUCACACAACCUGGAAAGUACGGUGCAUCAGGUCGGUCGGUCCCCACAGGAUGGCAGAUCUCCCGCCUCGCGAUCCACCCGUCCCGGUCUCGACCAGCGUCCCCGUGUCCUUCCAGCUCGGCACUGGAGCCUCCAUCUACACCGGCACUCUGAUUCCUGCCAUCCUCUCCGCCAAGCAUGAAAUCAUCCUCGUCACCUGCUUUUGGGCGCCGUCAGAUUCCCUGUCUGCACUCCGAGGUGCCCUUGAGAAGAUCACCGCCAAGCGAACAUCCCUCGUUAGACAGGGUAAUUCUCUGCCGCCUCUGAGGAUAUCCCUCUGCUUGUCCUCUCGAUCCCUUCUCCAGAAGCUCUUCCACACGUCCUCACCUGAUGGCUAUCUCUACCCACCGUCGUCAUGGCCCAAACAACUCGGGCUACCGAACCAGGCCAUCCUCGAGGCCGGUGGCAUCAACCUCACCGUGAAGAGUCUCUUCUUCUUGCCCUUCAGCGUCAUGCAUCCCAAGUUCCUCAUUAUUGAUCGCCAGCGCGCCUUCAUCCCGAGCUGCAACAUCAGCUGGGAGGUGUGGCUUGAGGGGUGUGUCGAGAUCAGGGGCGCGGCGCUUGCAGAUUUACUGGCCUUUUACUCGAGCACGUGGGACAGGACGCUUGACACACGAAGCGGGAUUCCUGCCUCUCUGGAGGAGGGGGGCUCGACAUCCAACAGGCCGGGAUCCCAGCCCCCGCUCCAGCCUGUCGCGGCCCAUGCCCAUUACUUGCAUGCAUUUCCGCCCACCCAGGCGGACAUCACGACACUCAUCUUACCUUCUCCCCAUUGCCGUCACCCGCACUUCCGCCCCUUCCCUUGGCAAGCCGCUCCGCCAGUGCCGCCCACCCCCCUCAACUCCGCCCUGCUCCGACUGUUCGACGAGGCCACAGUCAGCAUCUACAUACAGACGCCCAAUCUCACGAGCGCGCCCGUCAUCUCUACCCUCCUUGCCGCCCUCCAGCGGGGAGUCAACGUGACUAUUGUCACUAGCCGCAACAUGAUGUGGCUCGAGCAAAUCGUCACUGCCGGAACCUUGACCAGCUGGUGUAUUCGCUCCAUGAUACGUCGGUACCAAUCGAUGUGCUCUGCAUCGAUCAUUCCAAGCCAGCGGGCGGCCCGGGGCAGCCAUCGGCGACUUGACAGCGAAGAGCGGGGCGUCACUGACCAAGAAGCAGCUCUUGAGGCUCAAGAUUCGCGCCCGGGCAGGCUCAGCAUCUCAUACUUCCGUCCCCGCGAGGCCGGGAAGUCGAGGGGAGGGGAAGGGGAAGGGGCAGACCUCGAGGGCGGCGCCGGCGCAGACGCGACGAUGGAGGAGCCGGUACACUCGCACCUCAAGUUAACCAUCGCCGACGGGCGGCGCACCGUACUUGGCUCUGGGAACAUGGAUCGCGCAAGCUGGUACACCAGCCAGGAGCUGGGUGUCCUCUUUGACGACGCCGACUUCGCAGCUGCUGUCGGGGCGGCUGUGGCUCGGGUGUUGGACGGCCGGCUUGAGCCCAUAUUUGACUCGGAAUCGAGCUGGAGGUGACACUGGACUCGGCCAUGUCCUGUGUUGGCCAUGCAAGGACUCCAGAGGAGGUGUGGGUGGGACUGGCUUUUGUCGAGCUGAUUGAUGGCGUGACUGGGCGGGAUGACGGUAGAGUCGUCCUUCAGCACAACAGUGAUGCCACCGUAUGUGGCCGGACUAUUAAUAUCAUGGGCCGAAGCCAAGGUGGG